GUUGGGGAAGGGAAUGAGGACCUUUUGCGGCCGUCGCCAUGGCGGCGGGAAGAGAAACCGACGAACAGCUGACCGAGUAUGAGAAGCAGCGGCUGUCGCGGAUACGCGAAAACGAGGCCCGCCUCGAGGCCCUGGGCCUCCGCAGCCUCGCAGCUUCCCCUCUCCUCCGCAACCCGUCGCCGGGGGCGGCAAAGGGGAAGCAGAAGAAGCGGUCCGCCGACGAGGACGAGGAGUACGUCCCGUCCGAUAGCGGCGGCGUUGAGGAGGACGACGAGAGCUCGUCGGAGAGCGCGCAAGACGAAGAGGUGGAGGGAGAGGGGAAAUCAGCUUCUAGGUCACGCGCCAAGGGAAAGAAAAAGAAAUUGUCAAAAUCUGGUAAAUCUACAAAGAGCACACCUACCAAGGGUAGUGCUUCUUUGGCUGAUGUGGUGGAUGAUGAUGCAGCCUUACAGCAGGCAAUUGCUCUCUCCCUGGCGGAAUAUUCAGAAAAGCCAGCGACUGCAUUGGGUGCAGAAACAUCAAGCACAGUAACAGGAGCGAGUGAAAGUACUCCACACAAGAACAACAGCAAAGCAUCGGUUCACGACACAGCUAAGAACAAGAAGAUUAAAAAGCUGGGUAAGAGCAGGAUUCAGCUGACAGAAGAUGAUGUGGUUGCAUUCUUCUUCUCAUUUGACGAAGUUGGUAAAGGAUAUAUUACGCCAUGGGAUCUUGAAAGAAUGGCUACAAUAAAUGAUUUCAUCUGGACAGAUUCUGAGAUAUCUAAGAUGAUCCGUUGCUUUGAUAGUGACAGUGAUGGAAAGAUAAACCUCGAGGAUUUCCGCAGCAUUGUAUCUCAAUGCAACAUGUUGCAGGAGCAUGAGAAGUGAGGAUGAUGUUGCUGGUCUGAAGAUGCUUGUACUAUAGUUAUGCAUGGUCCAGCCUGUGACAUUGCAUCAACAUUACUGGCAUAGCGGGCGGACAUAGAGUGAGUCAAUGAAACCCAUUUGUGUUUCCCUUUUAGCCAUUGAACAUAACCUUUGUUGUUGGAGCUUGUCAAAGUCCAUUUGACCAGGGAUUUUAUGAUUCUACAUGACUGUUCCUCCGUGUAAACAAACAGAUUCUGAAAAUCACAGUUGCUGCAAUCGUAGCUUUUAAAGUUUUUUUUUAA
Sorghum bicolor (sorghum) is the source of this 1150-nucleotide messenger RNA. RefSeq lists its product as uncharacterized. Gene Ontology annotation, molecular function: microtubule binding; calcium ion binding. The record is from RefSeq and is a predicted model, not a curated record. The coding region runs from base 39 to 869 and encodes 276 amino acids. The transcript is spliced from 6 exons. Gene Ontology annotation, biological process: spindle pole body duplication. Gene Ontology annotation, cellular component: microtubule organizing center. NCBI's taxonomy places the organism in Eukaryota, Viridiplantae, Streptophyta, Magnoliopsida, Poales, Poaceae.